GUCUGACAACGUUUUCCCAUCACUUCCGGGCUGAUUACAAGGGCCGGUGAUGCCCGCAGAUUUCUACAAAAAUCUCAUACUUUGAUGAAUGCUUUGGCGCCAUAUGACAAAAGCGUUGAUGUUUGGUAGCGAUAUGACGACAAAGGCCACGGAAAGAAUUUGUUGAAAUUCUUCUAAGGUACGCGGGAAUAGUGGGCGAUUAAGAGAUGCUAUUAUCCAGACUCUACCGUCCUAGUUUCAAGAGGGGAAGAUCAUAUGUUAGAAGGCUUGGACUGUGAACAACGUUACACUGGUGAGCGGACUCCUCAGACCCGUCCGCAAACCAAGUGGAUCCACCCCGGGGAACUGCUCAGUAGGGGGAACUCGAUCGGCCUCCAAAAAGCCCCGCCCGCCGGGCCACGUCCCUCACCUUCCCGGUGCUCAGGCUGAUCACAGGCGCCGACCCUUGACCUCUAACCUCUGCGAUGAAACUGAAGGAGGACAUGAACCCGUUGCUUCUGCAGGUGUUCCGUUCGGUGGUCUGGGUGUAUUCUGUCCUCACCUUCCUGCCAUGGUACCUGCUCUCGGGCGCCGGCGUCAACCUCGAGCGUUCGCGCCGGGUCAAGGCAAGGUCGGUGAGCGGGCGCCCGGCGGGCCCUUACCGGGCGACCGACCAGCUUCGCGGUAUCCAGCAGAAGCUUGUGUCGUCCAUGCACCCGGGCGUGGACACCCUGGACAAGGUCAUGGAGCACGGGGCAGCCCGGUUCCCUCGGAGGGACUGUCUGGGCACCCGGGAGGUGCUGAGCGAGGAGGAUGAACUACAGCCCAACGGCAAGGUCUUUAAGAAGGUGAUCCUGGGGGAGUAUAAGUGGAUGUCGUACGAGGAGACCUAUCAGGCAGCAGUGCAUUUCGGCAGCGGGCUGGCGGCGCUGGGCCAGAAGCCUCAGUGCAACAUCGCCAUCUUCUGUGAGACCAGGGCCGAGUGGAUGAUCGCAGCGCAGGCCGGCUUCAUAUACAACUUCCCACUGGUGACGUUGUACGCCACGUUGGGCGGACCAGCCAUCGCCCACGGUCUGAACGAGACGGAGAUCACCCACAUCGUCACCAGCAAGGACCUGCUGCAAAGCCGCCUCAAGGCCAUCCUGCUGGAAGUGCCUCGGUUGCAGCACAUCAUUGUGGUGGACAGUAAGCCAACUAGCUGGCCCGGCUUCCCCCGCGGCAUCAUGGUCCACAACAUGGACGCCGUCCAGGAGCUGGGCUCCAGGCCCAACAACAUGGCGGUGGCGAGACGACAGCCCCUCCCCUCCGACACGGCCGUCAUCAUGUACACCAGUGGUUCCACGGGCAUCCCCAAGGGCGUCAUGAUCUCCCACAGCAACAUCAUCGCGGGCAUCACCGGCAUGGCAGAGCGUAUACCCAACCUGGAUGAAACGGACACUUACAUUGGGUACCUCCCGUUGGCCCACGUUCUGGAACUGAGUGCAGAGAUGGUGUGUAUAUCACACGGCUGUCGCAUUGGAUACUCCUCCCCACAGACGCUAGCAGACCAGUCUACAAAGAUCAAGAAAGGCAGUAAAGGAGACACCAGUGUUCUAAAACCUACACUCAUGGCUGCUGUUCCGGAGAUCAUGGAUCGUAUCUAUAAGAACGUGAUGACCAAGGUGGAGGAGAUGAGCAGCGUACAGCGGACCCUGUUUGUGUUGGCCUACAACUACAAGAUGGAGCAAAUCUCCAAGGGCUACAGCACCCCACUUUGUGACCGGCUGGUGUUUAAGAAGGUGCGCUCGUUGUUGGGGGGUCACAUACGGGUGCUGCUGUCCGGCGGUGCGCCCCUUUCCGCAGCCACCCAGCGCUUCAUGAACAUCUGCCUGUGCUGCCCUGUGGGACAGGGCUACGGCCUCACCGAGACCAGCGGCGCCGGCACCAUCAGCGAAAUGUGGGACUACAGCACGGGGCGGGUAGGCGCACCGCUGGUCUGCUCUGAGAUCACCCUCAAGGACUGGGAGGAGGGUGGCUACUACAGCACGGACAAACCCAACCCUCGUGGUGAGAUCCUGAUUGGCGGGCCCAACGUAACAAUGGGGUAUUACAAGAAGCAAAGCGAGGACUUCUUGGUGGACGCCAGCGGCCAGCGCUGGUUCUGCACGGGAGACAUCGGGGAGUUCCACACGGACGGCUGCCUCAAGAUCAUCGAUCGUAAAAAAGACCUGGUUAAACUCCAGGCCGGGGAGUACGUGUCUCUGGGGAAGGUGGAGGCUGUGCUGAAGAACUGCUCUUUUGUGGACAACAUCUGCGCCUACGCUAACAGCGACCAGUCCUACGUGAUUGGCUUCGUGGUGCCCAAUCAGAAACAGCUGACGAUCCUGGCAGAGCAGAGGGGGUUACGGGGAAGCUGGGAGGAGAUCUGCAACCACCCUGAAAUGGAGAGAGACGUCCUCCGCAUCCUCACCGAGGCUGCCCUGUCAGCCAAACUGGAGCGAUUCGAGAUCCCAAAGAAGAUCCGUCUGAGCGCAGAGCCCUGGACGCCAGAGACGGGACUGGUGACGGACGCAUUCAAGCUCAAGCGCAAAGAGCUGAAGUCACACUACCAGGACGACAUUGAGCGGAUGUAUGGGGGCAAGUAGCGCACUCCGAGACAUCCCCAGAAACACUCUCAUAACAGCAAGAUGACGGAGAGACUGAAGAGGCACAAAUACAACACACACACGUGCGUUCACACACACACACACACACACACUCCCGGACGACUCCCAUUUCGACCAGCCUCGAUCAAACGGUAAGCCUCUUGAAAUCCUGUCAGUCUAGAAGCCGGUCCGUCCGGACCCAUGUGAAGGAAGGUGGGGCCCAGCCCGGCGGAGUGACAGCCGUUGCCUCUCUUCCACAUUCUUUCCUGGAUUUCAUUUCCCUCUGUGUUGCCAUAGGAUGAAGGACGUCGGCGCAACUGCUGAAACGCAGAAGGCGACAACAAAAGACCGCCACUGCGCUGUCCGUGUACGCGUCUCCUCUUCCUUGUCUCCCUGUCUAUCUCACUCCCAAGCAUGCCUCUAGUCUGGACACCUGAUGGGAGAAUGGAGGGUUGUUUUGACUGUGGCCCCGGUCUUGUUUUGUGAGCAGCAAACAGAAGAUAACUGACAGUAACGACGUGCCUGCCUGAACAUAAGAAGGCCUGUUUUCCUCGCCGGGGCACGUGCUAAUGAAUAUGACCCUGAGACGGGAGCCCUUCGGUUUAAACGUUCCACACCCAGGUUUGAAUCUAUGCAGGGAUCUCUUUUCUUGUAUGCUUUUUUUGUAGUUUUUUUAUUUUGUGUCGUUUCUUUACUUAGUCUUUGUUUUCUGGAGCUGUUUUCUGAACCCAACUCGCAUUCUUUAUUUGCAUUUCUUUCUAAUACUUUUCCAAAAUGAUUUGUUUCUUAUUUACAUCAGUUACAAAACUGACAUUUUCAUACUGUUUUCCUGUUACAGUCUCCUGUGAAUGAAGUCCUUUUAAUUUCCCUACUUUGUUCCAAAGGUAGUGUCUAUCCAAUGGGAGAGUGUGUGUUUACUGACUAAAUUAAGUCCUAUGUCUCUUCUGUAACUAUCUGGUAGUGAUGUCAUUCCCUCCCUGCUCUGUGCAAUUCCAGCUCUGUAAAUAAGCAGCCCGAUUCUGAUCGUUUACCCACUGGUGUCUUUUGACCAUUCACAUCAGAUCUAUGAUCUAAUUGGGCUCCUUGUGUAACUAGAGCCUAGGUCUGGCUGUGGGCUGAUGUGAUCUUCCUGGGUUGACUGGGAAAACCUGUUUGUCCUGAUGUAGCCCGCCUGCGCUUUCUUGUGGUGUACUGAUGAGUUGACCACAGCAACAACUGAUUGAGGCGUGUUGUGCAGCUUGUCUACGGAACUCAGAUUAAUGGACUACAUUUAAAAGAAAAGAAAAAAAAGAAUCUAAUUUGUGCUUCUCCAUUAUGUUUGAGAUUUUGAAAAUGGAGGGUAUAAACUCAUGCUUGCUUUGUACUGAAAGCCAUGUGCUGGGCAUACAGUAAGCGGUCUGUCCCACUGAAACCCUCAUUAGUUGUUCUAUUUCUCACCAGACCAACAGGGAGCAGCAAAGAUAAACCUAUGUUGUCAGAUGAAAACCUCUCACCGCCAGUAAAACAAUUCCCCAUUGACAAACAUAAGUAGAAAACAUAAGCUAUUCUUUGUUCUGGAGUCAUAAAAUGUACCAUAUUUUGCCAGGAGUUGUUGCUACUUUCAGUCAGUGUAAAAAAAAAAUACGAAAACAGGGUUUUCUGAGGCUUUCAUCCGACAGCAGUGAUACACUAAUGUCCAAACAUACCAUUAGUGUUGUAUGUGUGCUUCUCGUGUGUGUGCUGAUGUUGGGGUAUGUUAAUUUUUGUACAAGACUGUGUGUGUGUGUGUGUGUGUGUGUGUGUGUGUGUGUGUGUGUGUUUUCAUUAACGCUGAGCUGGUUCCAAUGUCUUUGUGAAGAGGCCUGGAAGCCUACCCACCUCACCUGUCUUCAUCUGUUACCUUUUAAUGUCUUCUCCUGUAUAAGUGUUGCCUACAGUGUCCUGCUAAACUAACGCUGUAGUAUAAAUCGUUAUACGCCUACACAAGGUCCUGCCAAACCAGGCAUGUAGCGCGAUAGAUCAUAAACAUACGUUGUUCUGCUAAACCAGCUCCGCAACUCCAUAAAUCAUAUCUAUUGUCCCUUCUAAACCAGCUCAAUACCUCCUAAAUCACAAUAGUGUCAUGUUAAACAAGUUUCUGGUUAGCCUAAAGCAUACACAUUUAAAGACCAGCUCUGUUCCACCAUUUAUAUAAACAGUCUUGCUACAUAGCACUGUUUGACUCCAUAAACCAUGUUGUCACUGGGAUCUUGUUCUUUAAACCAUUUAGCCAUGAGGAUUGUAUCAAAACCUGCCCAAUAGAUGUCUCCAGGAGAACCAAUGCUAGUCCAAAUACAUAUUUGUUGGCACCAUUUCUGAUGUCCCUUUUCCAUAUUACUGUAAUGCAUUGUUCUAUUGUUUUGUCAUAGCUCUAGCCACAUUGCUGUUAUGUAUGAAUUCAGAUUGAAUGUGCAAUAUUUCCACAAAAUGCUAAUUUCAAAGUGUGUUAAAGAAAAGUGCAGACCGAGAGCACCUCUGGAUGAAGGUGUGUUGCUCUCCAACUGAAAUGCACAGAGGCAGAAAAAAAUGACAGUAAACAUAGUAGUGCUUUAUCUUCUAUGGAGUGUUAUUAAUCCCAACAGAAUUUGAGACUGAAUUCCGUCAUAGAUAAUUUAUUCACGUUUGUCAGCACUGGUGUGACUCCAUCUUGGAUUUUUUGGAUUGUGAAAGUACUGUGUCAUUAAUAAUACCCAAACAUAUGGGGAAUUCUGUGGUAAAUAUAGAUGAUUUGGCCUUGUAAAUGUUGUGAAUGUAAGACAAAACCACACUGGGUGAAUAGGAAGUGAUUUGGAUGGCUAGGACGUUAUGCCUACAUUAUUUCUUGUGAAUGCGCUCAAAAUAUAUAUUUAUGAAGAACUGUAUUCAGAAAUAAAAAAGAUCAAAAGACUGUCAUGCAUAAAGGCAUGCAAUUCCAUGAGAGCAGCUCAAAAUAGUCCUUAAAAUGAAAUCAAUGAAAGAUCCUUUAAAGAAAGGUUGUUGGGCAUAUCUUUUUGAAGUCUGUAAACAAUUGCUAAAUAUUAGACGGUUUUACAUUUUGGCCUUAAUUAAAAAAAAUUAUAAAGGCCAAAAUGAAUCAAUCACUUACAUAGCCCUCCUGUAGGAUUACAAAUUCAACCAAUCACCAGCAGAGGGAGUUCCCUUUGAAUCGAUUUCGCCAUUUAGUUUGUGGUGCUCGUGAGAGCUGCUGUAACAUAAGCAGAGCCCACUUUGGAACUAUGUACUUGUUGAGUAUAUUGUUUUGAACACUGUCCAAAAAUGAACACAAUCAAAACUUGUACUACUGAGCAUUUGUUUAUGUCUGUUAAAAAUAUAGGCCUAAGUGGCGACUUUUUCAACUUUAAGAUUGGUUACAGAUUUCAUAAGCAUGCCAAACAUGCUUCCCCAAAAAGAACGAUCUAUGGAUUUAACUUUUGGGAAGAUCCAAGAAAUACCUUUGGACCAACCUUCUGUGGAAUUCUUCUGACAUAGUCUGCCAUAUAUUGUAUGUAUUGUCUGCAAAUGAACUACUGUGUAUGAUAUACAUUUUGUAAUGUACAUUAUAUAGCCUAAAAGAAGUUCAAUAUUUCAUCAACGGCCAUACAUUCUGCAAUGUAUUGCCUUACAUUUCCUGUAUUUGAGAUUGCAAGUUUCUUUUUUUAAGGCUCAAUUACAGUAGUAUAGUAGUUAAUGUAAAUGCACUUCCAGAGCUUCUGUAUAAUUUAAUCCACUAGUUUUGAAGGUGGUGUUAAUGAGCAAGCAGUUAUUUAUGUACCAUCCUAUUGUUUACUACACCUUUCCAUUUUUUUAUGUUUUUUUGUUACCAAGCCACCUUGUAAAAAUAUAGUAAAUUGGUUGUGCUGAGGAUCCUUGAGUAGCCCUGAAGUUUUAUAGCCAGUUUACAGUCUGUAUAAUAUGAAAUAAUCUCAGAGAUCAAAGCUUAUGCUUCUCACUCGUGGAAAUUAAGGUAAUCAUAAAGAUUUUUAAAAAUUCAUGCUUUCAGAGUUAGCAUAUUAUAGCAUUUGAAACUCUCAGCUGUUACAAAUAAGGAGCCUUGAUACAAGCUGGUUCCUUUUCCUCUUCCAUUUCCUGAUAUUUCCUUCUGAAUGAUUCCAUUGGUUUUUUUGUAUUCAACUCCCAACAGAUACCUUGUCUUGUCCCCUUCUCUGCGAAUUAAUAACAGACAAAAACUGGUGAAGUUCCACUUCUUACUCAAUUUCUACAUGAAUCAUAGGAAUACAAAGUGCUUUGUACAAGUUUGCCCUGAGAACGAACACACACAAAUACAUUACAUGUCCUAGUAGCGAGUGUUCAUGGAAACAAAUGAUGUACCUAAGGCCAACACACCGUAUGGCGUACAGAUGUUUUUCGACCAUUCCUAUAGCUCUCAUGGUAGAAGUGCAGUAUGCUGGAGAGUGUUGAAUAUGAUCAAAGUUCAGGAAGAUCUACCAGUUAAACAGGCGUAAUACCUCUUUGAAACCUAUUUAAUCUUUGUAAAUGACCAGUUGUUGGGGUAUUCUUUUUCUUGUUUUGUGUGGGUUACUGGCCUUUGUGACAUGGGCUACUUGCAAGUGUCUUGUUAUUUGGCCUUGGGAAAUUGUCGAGACAAUUAAACUUUGUUGGUUGGUCCAAAUUUA
Molecule: messenger RNA, 7234 nt
Organism: Esox lucius (northern pike)
Lineage: Eukaryota; Metazoa; Chordata; Actinopteri; Esociformes; Esocidae
Gene: acsl3b
Product: acyl-CoA synthetase long chain family member 3b
Exons: 16
Coding region: 465-2603 (712 amino acids)
Biological process (GO): neuron differentiation; long-chain fatty-acyl-CoA metabolic process; long-chain fatty acid metabolic process
Cellular component (GO): lipid droplet; endoplasmic reticulum; plasma membrane
Molecular function (GO): long-chain fatty acid-CoA ligase activity
Source: RefSeq, a predicted model, not a curated record